UUGAGAAAGAAGAUUUCUGUGAGAAAUUUUCUCAGACAACCAAACAUUUCUAAGAUGUGUGCUGUAUAAGUAAUCAUCUGUUUCCUUCAAAAUAGUUUUGAAAAAUAUCAUUUGAUAUAAUUAAGAAUAUUCAGCUUCUUGCCCUUUUCCCACUCUUACGUAGUUGACAAAGAUCUAGAAGAUUAAACAUUAUGCUGCAGAGUAAUACAUAUAUACGUGCGUCCACAAAUCUUACAAGGUACAAAAAUCAUUAGAAACUAUGCCCAACCAUGUUCACUACUCGGUCGUUUUCUUUCUUGGUCUCGUUUCCUUCAUCACAUGUUUUGUAGCCGAGUUCAAGAGAACAAAGAAAGAAGAUAUUCGAUGGGACACAGAGAGGAACUGUUAUAUACCGGGGAGCCAUGCUUUUUGGCUCGGAAUAGUCGCUGUUCUUUGCUUCUGUAUUGCUCAGAUCGUUGGAAACUUAGUUGUCUUUAAUCACAGCACAGGAAUCAAAAGAGAAGAUGGUUGCAAGAUUAAUAAUCUUACUUUACCCACUGUUCUUUUGAUUCUCUCCUGGUCAAAUUUUGUGGUUGUGGUGUUGCUUCUGAGUACUGCAAUAAGCAUGAGCCGAGCGCAGCCUUUCGGAGUAGGAUGGCUUGAAGAAGAUUGUUACCUUGUCAAAGACGGUGUCUUUGCAGCCUCAGGUUGCUUAGCCAUCCUUGGAUUAGGAGCCUUGACUAUAUCAGCCACUAAGAACAAAGUAAAGAAGCGACAGCAACAACUUGUGGCAGUUGUAAUCAAAGACCAAGACCAAAAACUAACAAAAUCAGAAGAAAAAAAGCAGAACCAUGAUGAUCACCAAACUAACAAGUCAGAAACUGUCAUUUAUUUUGUGGAAGAAGCACCUUCCACUGCUGACAGGAUAUAAAUAAAAAGAAUCAAAAAAGAGAAUUUACUAGUUUUAAUAUUUACAAAGUUGUAUAUGAUGGAUAAUUAGUGUCUUUAUAUUGGAAAUGUUGGUGGACAACAACACCGCACAAGCACACUAAAUGUUGAUCACUUUAGGAUCCAUAAAGAGUCAGUUUCAA
This is a messenger RNA of Raphanus sativus (radish), 1070 nucleotides long. RefSeq names its product protein MODIFYING WALL LIGNIN-2. The record is from RefSeq and is a predicted model, not a curated record. Lineage: Eukaryota; Viridiplantae; Streptophyta; Magnoliopsida; Brassicales; Brassicaceae. The transcript is spliced from 3 exons. The coding region runs from base 260 to 910 and encodes 216 amino acids.